AUGGUGGCUGAAUACAAUUCUGCAAUGUUCAGAAUUAGUUCCCAGUUGAAGCUCUGUGGAGAAACAAUAACUGAGGGCGAUAUGCUGGAAAAGACUUUCAGCACCUUUCAUACCUCCAACGUGCUCCUACAGCAGCAGUAUAGAGAAAUAGGCUUUACCAAUUACAACCAGCUGAUAUCUGUACUUCUUGUAGUCGAGCAAAACAAUAAGCUUCAGAUGAAGAAUCAUCAGUCCCGACCUACUGGAUCAUCACCAUUCCCAGAAAUGAAUGUUGCUUCCUUUGAAGGAAAUACCACAUCCUCUUGUGGAAAUAAUUACAAACGAGGAAAUGGCCACAAGCGAGGCCGGUGGAAUGGGAAGGACAAGAACCAUGGUGUUCAGUUUCACAACCAGGUUCCAAGGUGUGGUGGCAAUGGGCAUCGGGCGUGUACCCGUCGUACCCCAAAACAUCUAGUCGAUCUGUAUCAAGCCUCCCUUAAAGAGAAGGGUGUCGAGACCAAUUUCCUCGACCAAGCUCAACCAAUGGAAAUAUUUGAUCCAAUGUCCAAUUUAUCAAGACAAUUAAACACAACCCACCUGGAUGUUUCAGACUUUAUUAUUGAAAGAGGGAAAGAAGUUUAUGGGUCUGAUUGA
Messenger RNA from Malus domestica (apple), 633 nucleotides. The record is from RefSeq and is a predicted model, not a curated record. Lineage: Eukaryota; Viridiplantae; Streptophyta; Magnoliopsida; Rosales; Rosaceae.